AUGUCGAAAUUAUCGAAUGGCCUCAGGUCGCUGAUUAAUUCCCCCGCAGCGCGUCCGAACACCAUCCCUGCCCCUCCACAUAUCCAGUCAGUCUAUCGGAAGAUCCAGCAGGUGGCACAAUCAAAACAUCUCUUGGAGCCAUCAUGGCUAGCUCUCUCGACUGCCGCAACCAUGACGAUGAACUCGCCGGAGUCCCUCUUAUCCCUCUUCCAACUAGCAACUAAAUCCCAAACUCCCGCCGAAAGUGUCGCCACGGCCGAACUAAUGCGUGAGAUUGGUUUGAAAUGUAUCAGUUUCAACGGUAUUCCGCGCACAAUCAACUGCCUGAACGCCUUUAAAGCCGGCUUACCUACUUCGAUUAGCUCUCAGCUGUCGCAAACGCCAACGCGCGCCCCAUCUCCCGAAAACAUCACCGAGAUAAGCGCCCGCGGCCAAGCCCUGUGGGACUCCAUCUACCGUCCCUUCGAAGUGAAACUCUACGACAAAUUGGCGGAUUCACAUCCUGACCUCCCGGUCCACAUCCUCCACAACAACUACGGUGCCCUCUUGUCGAACCCGCAUCGUACGACAGGAGCGAACACCGGCCGCUUGGCGACAUCGAUCAUUGCGAUCGCGUGCCUGCGUGCGCAGACCGGCGUUGGCCCGCAGGUCAUAUCUCAUGUGUUUGGGCUACGGAAGGCGUUGGAAGAUGGAACGUGGGUCCAGGAUGUCGAGAGCGAAGAGAAUGCCCGAUGGCUGGCAAGCGAUGAUGGUAAUACCUGGAUUUUGAAUAGUGUGGAUGAGAUUGUGGAGGCCAUUGGACAGGGAUUGGGGUCAACUUUUGCACCUGCAAGAAACUCCAAGUUGUAA
Aspergillus tanneri is the source of this 849-nucleotide messenger RNA. RefSeq lists its product as uncharacterized. The transcript is spliced from 2 exons. The coding region runs from base 1 to 849 and encodes 282 amino acids. The record is from RefSeq and is a predicted model, not a curated record. NCBI's taxonomy places the organism in Eukaryota, Fungi, Ascomycota, Eurotiomycetes, Eurotiales, Aspergillaceae.